This is a messenger RNA of Pectinophora gossypiella (pink bollworm), 786 nucleotides long. RefSeq lists its product as uncharacterized. Lineage: Eukaryota; Metazoa; Arthropoda; Insecta; Lepidoptera; Gelechiidae. The record is from RefSeq and is a predicted model, not a curated record. Bases 1 to 426 code for a protein of 141 amino acids. The transcript is spliced from 3 exons.
AUGAAGCCACUGUUUUGUGGACGGAGACCGCCAUGCCCAAUUAGCACAAUUUACAAUCACACUGAGUUCCACAACGCGCUGACGGCAUCGAAACAAGCGAGUCGCGUUCACGUUAUUGAAUCCUCUCGCGCGGGGUUCAUGCCGCUCGCGCUGCCGCUGCGUUCGCGCUCCGAUACGGGCCGCACGCACACACACGAUCGCGCCGCGUACGCAUAUAGCUCACACGUGCCGCGCCCAACGUAUACCUACACGUACACUGAGCGCGCCGGACGGCUCUGGCUACACCGACUGAUAAAGGUUACUGAUGAUGGCUUUCACCAUUGCACUCGCCAAUCUGCAGGGGAUGCUUCCGCAGAUGUCCAGGUUGUGGUUGGUUGGUGUGCUGUCUUGCGCCACUUAGGAUUUGUGCCAGCUUCGCUCCUAUAACAAGGGUCUUAAACAUAGCUCGCGAGGAGUGGAAAUACUACGCACCCCUGCCUAACCCGUCGGGGUAAAUUACAGAUACAGAUAGAUACAGUAGGUAAUCCAUCAUUCUGCAGUCUGAACACGAAUUUACUAUCGUAUCGUGGUAAAGGGUACAUACAUUUUCACUAUGUUUACGAGGGUAUGUACAGUAGUAAAUACGUGAUUAGACCAUAGUAUGUAUGUAUUUAUUUAUUUGUGGGCAUGUGUAUUGUUAAGUUGUACUUAUAGUUGGAACCGCAAUCUUUCAAUUUUUACAUAUUUCCUCGCCUUAUGGUUGUCUGGAAGAAAUCGCUUUAUUCGCCCCCAAAUAAUAAUAAUUGU